UCUGACGAUGAUGCCAUUGACCCCGACCUGAUGGCAUACUUGAGCUCACUGCACCAUGAGUCGCUGACACCUGGGCUGGAUAGCCCUGACAAGCUGGUGCGCAAGCGCCGCUCGCAGAUGCCCCAGGAGUGCCCUGUCUGUCACAAGGUCAUCCACGGCGCCGGCAAGCUGCCUCGCCACAUGCGCACACACACGGGUGAGAAGCCCUUCGCCUGCCAGGUGUGCGGGGUCCGAUUCACACGGAACGACAAGCUGAAGAUCCACAUGCGGAAACACACGGGUGAGCGGCCCUACUCCUGCCAGCACUGCAGCGCCCGCUUCCUGCACAGCUAUGACCUGAAGAACCACAUGCACCUGCACACAGGCGCCCGGCCCUACGAGUGCAACCUCUGCCACAAGGCCUUCGCCAAGGAUGACCACCUGCAGCGGCACCUCAAGGGCCAGAACUGCCUGGAGGUGCGGACCCGCCGCCGCCGCCGCGAUGAGCCGCCUCCACCGCCCGCCGGUCCCCCCGGCCUCGACCUCUCCAAUGGGCGGCUGGAGGGGCUGCGCCUCUCCAUCGCCCGUUACUGGGCUCCAGGGCAGCCCGAGGAGGAGGAAGAGGAGCCGGAGGGCGAGGAAGGGCCACAACCGGAUGGCACUGUGCCAGUGGAGACGGCAUAGGGCCCAUGCAAUGGCCGUGCUGUGCCGAGCUGUGCUGUGCCCACCAGGGUUUCUGUUCCCGUUUUUCCCAUCACGGUUCAUUCCCAGUUAUGCAAAGGGGGAAACCCCCCCAGCCGAUUUGCACAAGGGGGUGGGGGGUCCCUACCACCCCCCACCGUGCCCGGGCCUACCUGGUCAUGCCCAGGUGGCUGAAGGGGGGAUUAGGAUUUGGGUGUCCUGUCACCAAACUCCCCUCGGGGAUGCCAGGACUGGGCAGGGGCACCCAUGGACCGAGACACCCCCCCCCCCCAGCUGGAGAGAGCCUCCUGUGCUCUCCCAGUGUGGGGGUACCAACUGCCCUGCGCUGUGCACUAGCUUGUCCCCCUCUCCCCACUCUGAGCAGCCCCCCCCGGCGAGCCCCCCGCCGCCUGCA
This is a messenger RNA of Manacus vitellinus (golden-collared manakin), 1075 nucleotides long. RefSeq names its product zinc finger and BTB domain containing 7B (gene ZBTB7B). The record is from RefSeq and is a predicted model, not a curated record. The annotation marks the transcript as partial. Gene Ontology annotation, molecular function: DNA-binding transcription factor activity, RNA polymerase II-specific; RNA polymerase II cis-regulatory region sequence-specific DNA binding. The transcript has 2 exons. Gene Ontology annotation, biological process: positive regulation of gene expression; regulation of transcription by RNA polymerase II. NCBI's taxonomy places the organism in Eukaryota, Metazoa, Chordata, Aves, Passeriformes, Pipridae.